Babjeviella inositovora NRRL Y-12698 is the source of this 1893-nucleotide messenger RNA. RefSeq lists its product as uncharacterized. Bases 309 to 1793 code for a protein of 494 amino acids. The transcript has a single exon. The record is from RefSeq and is a predicted model, not a curated record. NCBI's taxonomy places the organism in Eukaryota, Fungi, Ascomycota, Pichiomycetes, Serinales. Gene Ontology annotation, molecular function: protein binding.
CGCCAGUUCGAUUCUGGCUGGAGGCAGGUUUUCAUUUUUCUUGGCGCUUUUGUUGCCAUCCUGCACUGCCACAGUCCUUGCGGAAAGAGAAGAUCCAAGUCUAAAUAUACGUCGUGCGCAAGACUCCGCUGUGUCACAUCUGUAUUCUCAUCAACCCGUUGGAAACUUUGUCUGACAAAAGCAUUAUCUUGGCGUUCUUUGCUACUCUACCAGUCCAUUAAAAGCUUUCAAGCGUAGCUCCUGUUGCCACCACCCACCGCCACUUUCCACGCGAAACUUCCUGCCUACUUAGCUUUCAGGCCCAAGCCAUGUCCGCCAACGAUCUAAAAGGGGAUCUUGCUUCUGUUUUACCUGAUAUUCAGGUAAGGGUGGGUAAAUAUCUUGCUUCCCUUGCAACGUCGACUCAGGCUGGGGGAACGCCGGGGUACCACUAUACCAUAUCACCCACUAGGGGUCACAAAAUACUCUACCCUGAGCCCAUCAACGAAGGCAUCGACCCGGCAUUUCUUCUUACGUUUAUUUUUGGUUCCAUCUUUGUCACAUGCCUCUUCAUUAUCAUCCUCACGCACUUGUGCCGCGAUCGCUUGGUGCAUUUAUCUGAGGAAGAAAUCAUCCGUGAGGAGGAAAACCAAGCGUACUUGGAACUAGACUCUGACGAGCAAGAGUUGUACUUCCAGAGCAAAGAGUAUAUCGAGAUGCACCCUCCGAAGAUGGAGUUAAUCUCUCCACAACAGCAGCUACUCAUCCAGGAAAAGGGUAUCCAGGCAUGGGACUUUGUAAAAAACGCGGCUCUUACAAAUAACGAGCUUAUUGUUAUCAACAAAACUGAACUCAACUUCUUCCAUAAGUCGGAAUGUUCCGUGCAGACAAACAUUCCGAUGCCGAACCGCAACGAGGUAUACUACUUUGAGAGCAAGCUCUUCUACUUGCCAAAUCCGGAAGAAACAGUCGUCUCUAUCGGAUUGGCCCACAGGCCGUAUCCGUUCUUUCGCCUCCCCGGAAGACACAGAACGUCCUUGUCAUACGAUUCGGACGGCCACAGACGCCACAACCAGCCUUUCCCAUUUAAGGAUGAAGCGGGCGCGGCCCUGUCAUUCCCAUGCCUUCAGCAGGGCGAUGUUGUCGGCGUAGGAUACAGACCGCGCACCGGGGUUGUGUUUUUCACCCGUAACGGUAAGAGAAUCAACGAAGCAUCUCUUGGGGGCCACAUCAAGCUUCCUACGUUUCCGUCGCAUGUGCUUUACCCCAUUGUUGGGGCUAACAAUUUGUGUUCUGUGCACGUGAAUAUUGGACAGAUGGGCUUUGUAUUCAUUGAGGCGAAUGUCAAGAAGUGGGGCUUUGCCCCAUUAGAAGGAACUGGUCCAGCUCCCCCACGAUACGAUAAGUUCAAUAAGGAUAUCAUUUUGGAGCGCUCAGACGUGGAUGAGAACGACUUGGAAUCCAGGGCCAAUGAUUUCCCCCCUGAUUUUUGGCAGCUGGGCGACUUUGAGUGUAACGGUGAAGAGGAGGACGACCUGAGAUGUGUACUCAAUGCAGAUCAGGCUAGUUUUCAAAGAGGGAACUUUGAGUUUGACGAAGAGGUGGAUGAAAAUAUCACGUUGAAAAGUUUGCCUCAGCAUCCUCCAAUCUACCAUAGUGGUAGCGAUGAGGAGCAGUCCGACGAAGGCGGUCCAGAAGGGGCUAGCUCUGAGGGGCUAGAGAGUUCUGGAGCGGCUAUAACAGAGGAUCUGAAUAUCACCGAUCCAGAUAUUACGAUUGCUACUUAUAGGACUGCUAACAAUGACGAUAUCUAAUCGUUUGUUCCUCUCUGGGUUUGGUUUUGGGUUUGGUUUAUUUUUUUUAGCAUGAUAGUAUGUGUAUUUAUGGCUUCUUAGUUACCUUGAACAAAUGCGC